AUGAAGUUACCCUGGGAUCCUAAGGCUAACAGUACCAUCAUAUCUGAUGUCAGCUGUAUUCGCCCCUUUGCUAAAGGAUUGCUUAGUGAGCAAUGGGAAGCAGUUACUCAUGAAGCUGAAAUUGAAGCAAUGGCUCACUUGUUUUCUGCUGUCAGUAAAGAUAAAAAGCAUCUCUCAGUUCUCUUUGAUCCUACUGAUUAUGCCACUACUGCAUUAACUACAACAACAAAGCUUAAUUCUGUCCUUCAUCAAGUAGUGAGAAGUGCCAUCAUUGAUAUUACAAGGAAUAAGCUAAUAAUAAAAACUCCAAUCAGUUGGGUUCUCUUUCGUAAAGUUCUUCAGGCAUUAGAAGAAAAUAUUGUCAGUCUAUCCCUUGCUAUGGAGGUUGGCCGCGCUUGCAAUAUUCCUCUAGAAGAUGUACCUCAGGUUCUCUUAUUCUAUCAUGAUUUGGGAUCUGUUCUAUAUUAUCCUCAACUAGAAGGUCUGAGAGAGAAAGUCACAGUUGAUCCAAAGUUCUUUAUCGAUGCUCUUGGAAAGAUCUUCACAUUUCAAGCUAGCACUACACAUGUCAGGGAGUGGGAGAUAUUUCAUCAAUAUGGUAUCCUCACACAACCACUGUACACAUCAGUCUGGAAGGAAUGUGGAGACCUAAAGCCUGAAGAUUUCAUUGAAGUAUUGUUACACUUUCGCCUUGCUGCUCAAGUUGAGGAAGAUCAAAUCUGUUCCUCACGAUACAAACAAUAUUUCAUUCCUGCCAUUCUCAAGCUGUGUCAAGAUAGCACCAUAGCUACACACAGCAAGAAGCUUGAGACUGCAUCGCCACUUCAUAUUAGAUUUGAAACUGGUUUUGUUCCUCCUGGUUUUUUCACUCGUUUUGUUGCUGUUCUAGCUGCUCACCCAAGCACAACCCUGUACCUUGAGGAAGGAGUGUAUAGGAAUCGUGUUACCUUUCGUUACCAGGAGGAAAGGAAUAGAAGCAUUGAACAUUUAACAGUAACAGAUCAACAUGAUGCAAUUCAGAUCAAUGUCCAUCGUGCUACCUCUCGUUCUGAUCCAGUUCCUCUUGCCAAUGUAUGUCAAGUUAUCUUAGUUCUGUUUGAAGAUUCCGCUAAAGAAGUGGAGAACAUUCUUCGAAAUUGCAUUGGAAGAGGUUUUGAAGAAUUACCCAAAUAUUCUGUUUCAAGAUCACUGCAUUACGUCUGUGAUGGCUGUGACCCUGUCUCUUCUAAGCUUCAUUAUCUCACACCAGCAAAGUAUCAAACCAGUGACCUGGAGGUUACUUGUAAAGUAAACAGAACAUAUCGACCACUUACAGAGAAAGAAAAGAUUUGGUUUACUGAAAAAGUGUCAUUGAAAGAGGAGGAUCAGUUACAUAAAGCCAUUAUACCUGAUUCAGUAUCAUUUACUACUCAAAAAUCUGACCAGACUAGUAGGAAAAAGCCAAUUGGCAUAUUUGAUUCACAUUUACCUGAACUCUGUGAUGCUAUGGCCACAGACCAUGUUAUUAUAAGAGCACCAAUGUAUUUCAUAAAUGACAUCAGUAAGCCUGUAUUUGAUAAAGUUAGAACCCCUGCUAUUCCUCCAUAUGAGAGAGCACAGGCAUUUCUGAUGGAAUUACGACGUCACCUCGAAGCAUCCAGUGACCAGCGCCAGUAUCUACUUAAUCUAAUUAGCAUAUUCCACAAAAUUAAUGAUCCAAUAUUGUCCAAGAUAUUGCUAAAAGAUUUUACAAAAGUACUAACAGGGUAUUAUUAA
Messenger RNA from Amphimedon queenslandica, 1755 nucleotides. RefSeq lists its product as uncharacterized. The coding region runs from base 1 to 1755 and encodes 584 amino acids. The transcript has 5 exons. NCBI's taxonomy places the organism in Eukaryota, Metazoa, Porifera, Demospongiae, Haplosclerida, Niphatidae. The record is from RefSeq and is a predicted model, not a curated record.